Messenger RNA from Carlito syrichta (Philippine tarsier), 1915 nucleotides. It is a transcript of the gene ADCK5, whose product is annotated as aarF domain containing kinase 5. The record is from RefSeq and is a predicted model, not a curated record. The transcript has 15 exons. Lineage: Eukaryota; Metazoa; Chordata; Mammalia; Primates; Tarsiidae. The coding region runs from base 74 to 1816 and encodes 580 amino acids.
CUCCCGCAGAGACUGCUGGGCUGGGAGACAAGCGGCAGCGCGGGGCAGCAGCGGAGCCGAGCGGCGGUCGGAGAUGUGGCGACCGUUGCAACUUUGUCACUUCCACUCUGCUUUACUGCAGAGCAGGCAGAAGCCCUGGCCAUCCCCUGCUGCUUUCUUCAGGAGAAACUUUGGGGUCCCGCCUUCAAGGUCCUCAAGACCCGUAUCCCUAUGGAGGAAGGCACUCUCCACUACAGUAGUGGGGGUGCCCCUCCUCCUUGGAGUCCGCUAUUUCACAGCAGAGGCGCGGGAGAAGAGGAGGAUACAUCUUGUGGUGGACGGAAUUGGGCGCUUUGGCAGGUCUCUGAUGAUCGGCCUGCAGAUCUCCCUGGACUACUGGUGGUGCACAAAUGUCAUCCUACGAGGGGUGGAAGAGAACAGCCCGGGGUACGUGGAGGUGAUGUCUGCAUGUCACCAGCGGGCAGCUGAUGCCCUGGUGGCAGGAGCCAUCAGCAAUGGGGGCCUAUAUGUGAAGCUCGGCCAGGGGCUGUGCUCCUUCAACCACCUGCUGCCCCCUGAAUACAUCAGGACCCUGCGUGUGCUGGAGGACAGGGCCCUCACACGUGGACUCAAGGAGGUAGACCAGUUGUUCCUUGAGGAUUUCCAGGCCCUGCCCCUCGAGCUUUUUCAGGAGUUUGACUACCAGCCUAUGGCUGCUGCCAGCUUGGCCCAGGUGCACCGAGCCAAGUUGCAUGAUGGCACCACCGUGGCUGUGAAGGUGCAAUACAUCGACCUGCGGGACCGCUUUGAUGGGGAUAUCCACACGCUGGAGCUCCUGUUGCAACUCAUCGAGGUCAUGCACCCCAGCUUUGGCUUCAGCUGGGUCCUCCAGGACCUGAAGGGGACCCUGGCCCAGGAGUUGGACUUCGAGAAUGAGGGCCGCAAUGCCGAGCGCUGUGCACGGGAGCUGCAGCACUUCCAUUAUGUCGUGGUCCCCCGCGUGCACUGGGACAAGUCCAGCAAGCGUGUGCUGACAGCCGACUUCUGUGAUGGCUGCAAGAUCAACGACGUGGAGGCCAUCAAGAACCAGGGGCUGGCAGUGCAGGAUAUAGCAGAGAAGCUGAUCCAGGCCUUUGCCGAACAGAUAUUUUACACAGGCUUCAUCCACUCUGACCCCCACCCUGGGAAUGUUCUGGUGCGAAAAGGCCCGGAUGGCAAGGCGGAGCUGGUGCUGCUGGAUCACGGGCUCUACCAGUUCCUGGAGGAGAAGGACCGGUCAGCCCUGUGCCAGCUGUGGCGGGCCAUCAUCCUGAGGGACGACACUGCGAUGAGGGUACACGCAGCUGCACUUGGGGUGCAAGACUACUUGCUGUUCUCUGAGAUGCUCAUGCAGCGACCUGUGCGCCUGGGGCAGCUGUGGGGCUCCCACCUCCUGAGCCGUGAGGAGGCAGCCUAUAUGCAGGACAUGGCGCGGGAUCACUUCGAGAACAUCAUGGAGGUGCUCAAGGCGCUGCCGCGACCUAUGCUGCUCGUGCUACGCAACAUCAACACUGUGCGUUCCAUCAAUGUGUCCCUGGGCACCCCCGUUGACCGCUACUUCCUCAUGGCCAAGAGGGCUGUCAGGGGCUGGAGCCGCCUAGUAGGAGCAACAUACCAGGGAGUCUACGGUGUCAGCCUUCUGCGCCACAUCAAGGUUGUCUGGGAAAUGCUCAAGUUCGAAGUGGCCCUGAGGCUGGAAACCCUGGCCAUGCGAAUCACAGCCCUCUUGGCUCGUGCUUUGGGCCACCUGGGCCUUAUGCCCCCAGCUGAAGAGCUCUAUCAGUACCUGGAGACCUAGGGUACCCAGGGUUCCUACAACCACAGACAACUGCCUGGGGCCAGCAGGGCCCAUCCGCUUCAGGCCUGAGCCAGCCAGGGCUGGCCAUGUGGAUACUCC